AUGGACAUGUCCUUGGCGGGUGAGAAAAGAUUUCUUAAGCUCAAUGAACUUGAGGAGCUCCGGUUUAAUGUUUAUGAGAGCUCGAGGCUCUACAAGGAGAGGACUAAGAGAUGGCACGACCGACAUAUAAGGAACAAGAGCUUCAAGGUUGGAGACAAGGUGUUGUUGUUCAACUCUAGGCUUCGGUUGUUUCCCGGAAAACUAAAAUCCAAGUGGUCUGGGCCUUUCACAAUUUCGAGGACUACUCCUUACGGGUCUUUUGAGUUGGAGGCGGAGGGGAACAAGUUCAUGGUCAAUGGCCACCGUUUGAAGCUCUACCAUUGCAAUGAUCAAGUUGGCAUAAUUGAGUGCAUGAGGCUCGAUCCACCGGAUCCUAAGCCACUUGCUUGA
Chenopodium quinoa (quinoa) is the source of this 390-nucleotide messenger RNA. RefSeq lists its product as uncharacterized. The record is from RefSeq and is a predicted model, not a curated record. Lineage: Eukaryota; Viridiplantae; Streptophyta; Magnoliopsida; Caryophyllales; Amaranthaceae. The transcript has a single exon. Bases 1 to 390 code for a protein of 129 amino acids.